CUAUAAAAUCGGCGAAUGGUUUUUGCGUCCUAUUAUAUUGUAUUUCCAAUAUAUACAGACUGUUCAGCCGGUCAUAUUACUGGGCCAACAGCUAGUGCAUUGUAUUCACACACCUCCCACGGAAACAACGGGAACCAAGGAAAUAUUAUUACAGGAAACGGCACGUGGUGCUUCCAGUGCGACAAUAUGUCCCAUCUUCAAUAUUGUGAUACAGUUACCAGAUGUCAGACUGAACAUGAGAGUUGUUAUGUCCAAAGUUUUACCAGAAGUAACAACGGGAGACUAUAUAGGUCAGGCUGUAUGGAUAAAAGCGCAUGUCAAGGUCAUGGAUAUCAAGUGCAAUGUCAAGAAUGCUGUCAUGGUAGUUUCUGUAACAAUAUUGGCUGUGGUGACGACGGACUUUCCAAUUUUGAUGCAAGAGGACCAUUUUGCUUUGACUGUGAACAUCAAGGAGAAGAGGUCUGCAAAAAAGUUCAGAUGUGUCGUCCUGAUCAGGUUUGCAAAAUAGAGAAGUUUGAGUGGGGAAGUGGUUAUAACUACAUAAUGGGAUGCACAGAAAGACAGGCAUGCACUAGUAAAAGAGACAUCCAUGCUCGUCACACACCUGUAUGUGAACACUGUUGUCAUUCGGACUUCUGUAACAUGAACUGCACGAGCGCCCAUGUUCAACAAAUCAUUGGCUAACAGAAAGCAGAAGCAAAGAAUUCUAUGACAAUCUCCAUGAGACAUAGAAAUUUAAAUUGAUCGUUAGAUAUAUAUUCUGCAAAUGAAUAAAAUUGGACAAGAUUGAA
This is a messenger RNA of Ruditapes philippinarum (Manila clam), 791 nucleotides long. RefSeq lists its product as uncharacterized. NCBI's taxonomy places the organism in Eukaryota, Metazoa, Mollusca, Bivalvia, Venerida, Veneridae. The record is from RefSeq and is a predicted model, not a curated record. Bases 16 to 684 code for a protein of 222 amino acids. The transcript has 8 exons.